Messenger RNA from Cucurbita moschata (crookneck pumpkin), 830 nucleotides. RefSeq names its product metalloendoproteinase 4-MMP-like. NCBI's taxonomy places the organism in Eukaryota, Viridiplantae, Streptophyta, Magnoliopsida, Cucurbitales, Cucurbitaceae. Gene Ontology annotation, molecular function: zinc ion binding; metalloendopeptidase activity. Gene Ontology annotation, biological process: collagen catabolic process; extracellular matrix organization; proteolysis. Gene Ontology annotation, cellular component: extracellular matrix. The record is from RefSeq and is a predicted model, not a curated record. The transcript has 2 exons. The coding region runs from base 8 to 727 and encodes 239 amino acids.
AUAUGCCAUGUUUCUGCCAUUAAUUCCUCGUUCUCGCUACCUUCUCUUGGCUCUGUUCUUCCUCUGCUUGCCAUCCAUUAUUCCUUCCUCCGCCGUGACUUUCCGGCCAAAUUCUACUGCACGGCGGUGGCGCGUGUCCGACACGUUGCAUGGACCUCAUGCAACGGCGCGUUACGUAUAUUUUCCCGGGAAGCCACGGUGGACGCGGCGAAUGCCGAUGGUGCUGACGUACGCAUUUUUUAAGGAAAAUUGGGUCAGCAAUUUGAGUUUGAAAGACGUGAAAUUCGUAUUUCGUACGGCGUUUUCUAAAUGGGCCCACGUGAUUCCGGUGAGGUUCGAGGAGACGGAGGAUUAUGGGUUUGCUGAUAUUAAAAUCGGGUUUUAUAGAGGCGAUCACGGCGACGGGCAGCCGUUCGACGGCGUGCUUGGGGUGUUGGCGCAUUCUUUUUCGCCGGAGAUUGGGAGGCUCCACCUGGAUGCGGCGGAGACGUGGGCGGUUGAUUUCGAGGAGGAGAAGUCGGCGGUGGCGGUUGAUUUGGAAUCUGUGGCGACGCAUGAGAUUGGGCAUUUGUUGGGGUUGGGUCACAGCUCGGUGAGAGAAUCAGUGAUGUAUCCCAGCUUGAAGCCGAGGGAAAAGAAGGCGAAUUUGGAAGUGGAUGACGUGGAAGGUGUGCAAGCUUUGUACGGAUCCAAUCCCAAUUUCAGUGAGAUUUUGAUUUUUCCGUGAAUCCAAUAGACGGGCUCACUAUACGUACUCCUAUGCUCGACUACAUGCUCUCAUCUUGACCGAGUAGUCCAAAAUAUAUCAAGAAAGAAGCUCGUAAACAUGA